CACGAUCGUACCGUCCUCGUCUUGAUGCUGGACUUCGUGGUUCCUCGGAACCACCCGCUUGCCUUCUUCUCCGAGUUUUUCUCUCCCUACCCGCUUGCCUUCUUCUCCGAGUUUUUCUCUCCCUACCCGCUUCUGUGAUGGCGAGUAGAUUGUGGAGGAUGUAUGCCGACCGGCAGUUCUACAAAUGGGAAAAGACAGUCCUUUGGGAUAUGAUCGAGCCAUAUAGGCGUCCCAAAUCCUUCACCCCUCUUAUCUCGAUCUAUGUUGCUGCCUUCUACACAGGGGUUAUCGGAUCCGCCAUUACCGAGCAGCUUUAUAAGGAAAAAUACUGGGAAGAACAUCCAGGUGAAGCGGUGCCUAUCAUGAGGCCAAAAUUCUAUUGGGGCCCCUGGAAGGUGUAUCAAGGAGGGGAACUUCCUCCAAAUAUGUGAACUUAAUAGUUUCUUGGAUCGUCUUGUUAUUUGGAGUAGAUGGACGCUGCAAGCUGAUUGUGGUUGCAGAUUGGCGUGAUAAUGGUCUUCACUGGUACAAAAGUUCAACUAGAUUUGUCUUGUAUUGUUCAUUUCACAUUUAUGUUUGUGUAUGUACACAUUAAUAGGACCAACUUUAGGACUUCAACAUGAACCUGAAGACCCCGAGAAUCCAAGUACUUCUAUA
Musa acuminata AAA Group (dessert banana) is the source of this 657-nucleotide messenger RNA. RefSeq lists its product as uncharacterized. The transcript is spliced from 3 exons. Lineage: Eukaryota; Viridiplantae; Streptophyta; Magnoliopsida; Zingiberales; Musaceae. The record is from RefSeq and is a predicted model, not a curated record. Bases 138 to 431 code for a protein of 97 amino acids.